AUGUCUUACAAACAACUGCAAGCUUUGUAUUGGAAAGAUGUCGCUUUAAAGUGGAAUUCAAGCGAGUAUGGAGGGUAUAAGCACAUUUACGUCAGCCCUUCUAAAGUAUGGAUACCUGACUUGACACUUUAUAAUAACGCCGACGAAAAUGGUGGAGUGAUGUUCGACUUAAAUUAUCAAAUCAAGAUACGUUCUGACGGUUACGUCCGUUUAGUAUGUCCUCUCAUCUUAUCAUCAGUGUGUCCAAUCAACAUCAGAUAUUUUCCGUUUGAUACUCAAAAAUGCGAGCUGAAAAUUGGCUUCUGGGCAUACGACAGCGAGGAUUUGGAUUUACAAAUGCACACCAAUAACAUCGAUUUGAGCAACUUCGAGGCAAAUUCUGUUUGGGAGUAUAAAUCUGUGAAUGCUAUACGUAACACCGUUAAUUACACGUGCUGCAAAUUUCCAUUCCACGACAUAACUUAUACGUUUGAAUUUCGAAGAAAACCGUCAUAUUACGUAACAACGAUAAUCAUCCCGUCAAUUUUGCUUUCACUUUUGUCUUGUAUCUCGUUUUUAUUUCCUGCAGAGUCUGGUGAAAGGGUAUCACUGGUGACAUCAGUUAUGCUUGGUCUAUUCGUGUUCAUGCUUAUCGUAAACGAGAGGACGCCGGUCACUUCCGACGUCACACCAAUGCUGACCCAGUUUUUUAACUGCAUCCAAGUCCACACGGUACUUUCACUUUUGGCAACUGCUAUCAUACUGCGUCUAAAUCACGGUCCGUACUCUGAUCCAGUGCCCCGUAAUCUGGCGGUGAUCCGAGAUUUUAUUGCACGCGUUUUGUGCGUUAAAAGUCCCAAGAAUUUCUCCACAAAUAGUGCAGCCGUUAAUUUUGGAAAUACAACGAUCGCUGAGCGUCAGAUCACAAGCAAUGACCUUCAACAAGUUUCUCUAGGAAGCAUGAUGAGCAAAUGGAAACAGCUUGAAGAUGAUAAAAUCGUACAGGAGCUUCAAAAAAUUACAACGCAUUUUAAUGAGCAAUGUCGUACGAGCGAACUCGAAGCUGAUUGGCAGUUCACAAUGCGACCUAUAUUGCCUCGUUUUGAUUAA
Messenger RNA from Xenia sp. Carnegie-2017, 1089 nucleotides. RefSeq names its product neuronal acetylcholine receptor subunit alpha-7-like. NCBI's taxonomy places the organism in Eukaryota, Metazoa, Cnidaria, Anthozoa, Malacalcyonacea, Xeniidae. Gene Ontology annotation, molecular function: transmembrane signaling receptor activity; neurotransmitter receptor activity; extracellular ligand-gated monoatomic ion channel activity. The coding region runs from base 1 to 1089 and encodes 362 amino acids. The record is from RefSeq and is a predicted model, not a curated record. Gene Ontology annotation, biological process: regulation of membrane potential; monoatomic ion transmembrane transport; nervous system process. The transcript is spliced from 5 exons. Gene Ontology annotation, cellular component: neuron projection; membrane; synapse.